Molecule: messenger RNA, 4939 nt
Organism: Paramisgurnus dabryanus
Lineage: Eukaryota; Metazoa; Chordata; Actinopteri; Cypriniformes; Cobitidae
Product: NACHT, LRR and PYD domains-containing protein 3-like
Molecular function (GO): protein binding
Source: RefSeq, a predicted model, not a curated record
CAGCUAACGAUGUUGAAAACGCCUAUCCCGGGUUGAAAACGCCAAGAACGCCCCUUUUUGUUCUGCCGCCGCCGUGGCUGGAUCCAGCCUUCGAAUAGUGAUGUACCGGACAGCUGCAGCCAUUUUACUGAAAAAUAAUUCUAAUUUGAAGAGAAAAAUACAGCAGAAGAUUAACUUGUAAGACAAUGAGUCUCUCCAGAGAAAGUUUGACUUGUGAAAAAUCUGCUGGACCUAGCUGUGUGUCCAUGAAGAGUGAUUCAUCAAAGAAACAUCCUCCUGAUUUGAGUUCUGGAGAUUGUGGUGAAUAUGUAAGUUUGACUUAUGGAAAAUCUACUGAACCCAGCUGUGUGUCCAUGAAGAGUGAUCGAUCAAUGAAUCAUCCACUUACCUUCAGUUCAGGAGACUCCGGUGCAGAUGUGAGUAACACAACAGAUGGAUCAAAGUCUUUCAAAGGGAAGCACAUGGACUCUAUUUUCCAGGAGCUUGAAAGUAAAAUCAUCUCUCUGAUGAAGAAAGAGCUGAAAAUCUUUAAAAGAAUACUGAGUACAGAUUACCUAGCAUACUCUGAGAGAGAGGAGGAGGAUGAUGAAGAUCAGAGCAGGGUCAGAGAUGGACUUCUGAAGAUCACACUGCACAUCCUGAAGAAGAUGAACCAGACAAAUCUUACUAACAAACUUCAGACAAAAUUUCUCCCUUUGUAUGUGAAGAAACACAAAUCCAGACUUUCGGAGAAAUUUCAGAGAAUUCAUGAAGGAAUAUCAAAUCAUGGAAUCUCAACACUUGUGAAUGAGAUCUACACAGAGCUUUACAUCACAGAGGGAGGGAGUGGAGGGAUCAAUAAUGAACAUGAGGUGAGAGAGAUUGAGACAACAUCCAGAAGAUCAGAGACAGAAGAAACACCAAUCAAAUGUAAUGACAUCUUUAAAGCUUUACCUGGACAAGACAAACCUAUCAGAACUGUGCUGACUAAAGGAGUCGCUGGAAUUGGAAAAACCGUCUCUGUACAGAAGUUCAUACUGGACUGGGCUGAAGGAAAAGAAAAUCAGGAUCUUCACUUCAUAUUUCCACUUCCUUUCAGGGAGCUGAAUCUGAUAAAACAAGAAAAUAUCAGUCUGAUGGAUCUUCUUCAUCAGUUCUUCACAGAUACAAAACAACUGAGAUCAGCAGACUUUGAUGACUACAAGGUUUUGUUUAUCUUUGAUGGUCUGGAUGAGUGUCGACUUCCUCUUGAUUUCUCAAACAAUCAGAGUUUGUUUGAUGUAGAUGAAUCAGCCUCAGUGGAUGUGCUGCUGACAAACCUCAUCAAGGGGAAUCUGCUUCCUUCUGCUCUGAUCUGGAUGACAUCACGACCAGCAGCAGCCAAUCAGAUUCCUCAUGAGUGUAUUGACCAGAUCACAGAUGUACGAGGUUUCAAUGAUCCUCAGAAGGACGAGUAUUUCAGGAAGAGAAUAAAUGAUGAGAGUCUGGCUAACAGAAUCCUCACACACAUCAAAUCAUCCAGAAGUCUGUACAUCAUGUGUCACAUCCCAGUCUUCUGUUGGAUUACAGCCACUGUUCUAGAGAGAAUGUUGAGUGAAUCACAGAGUAAAGCAGAGAUCCCCAAGACUCUCACACAAAUGUUCACACACUUCCUGAUCUUUCAGACCAAACUGAGGAGUCAGAAGUAUGAUGGGAAAUGUGAGAUAGAUCUUCAGCAGGCUAGAAAGAGUCUCAAGUCACUGGGAAAACUGGCUUAUCAACAGCUGGAGAAAGGGAAUCUGAUCUUCUAUGAGGAGGAUCUGAGAGGGUCUGGCAUUGAUGUGAGAGAAGCUUCAGUGUAUUCAGGAGUUUGUACUCAGAUCUUCAGAGAGGAGUCUGGACUUUACUUCGGGAAAGUUUACAGUUUUGUUCAUCUGAGCAUUCAGGAGUUUCUCGCUGCUUUGUUUGUGAUUCUUUCAUUUCUUCAACAAACAUCAGGGCCCUUCAGCAGGUUCAAAUCAAAUAUGAGUGAUUUACUGAAGAGUGAAGUGGACAAGGCCUUACAGAGUGAAAACGGACACCUGGACCUUUACCUCAGAUUUCUCCUGGGUCUUUCACUGGGGUCCAAUCAGAUGAUCUUACGAGAUCUGAUGAUACAGACAGGAAGCUCUGACAGUAGACAGGAAAUAGUUGAGUACAUUAAGAUGAAGAUCAGAAAGAAUCCCUCUCCAGAGAAAACCAUCAAUCUGUUUCACUGUCUGAAUGAACUGAAUGAUCAAUCUCUAGUGCAGGAAAUCCAAACAUACCUGAACAGAGGAGGUAACUGUAGUUUAACUGGAGUCAAACUCUCUCCUGCUCAGUGGUCAGCUCUUGUGUUUGUGUUGCUGAACUCAGAAGAGAAGCUGGAUGAGUUUAUACUGAAGAAAUAUGAUCGAUCAGAUGAAUGUCUUAUCAGACUCCUGCCAGUGAUCAAAGCGUCCAGAAAAGCUGAUCUAAGUCGCUGUAAUCUGACAGAGGAAAGUUAUACAUCAUUGACCUCAGUUCUAAGCUCAAAUCUGACAGAACUGGACCUGAGUUACAAUAAGCUGCAGGAUUCAGGAGUGAAGCUGCUCUCUGAUGGACUGAAGAAUACAAACUGUAAACUGAAGACAUUGCAUCUGUAUAACUGCAGCAUUGGAGCUAAAGGUUGUGCUGCUUUGGCUUCAGCUCUGAGAUCAAACCCAUCACAUCUGAGGGAACUGAAUCUGAACUUUAAUGAACCAGGAGAUUCAGGAGUGAAGCUGCUCUUUGAUCUACUGAAGGAUCCACACUGUAAACUAGAGAGACUAUAUCUGAUUGACUGUAAUCUGACAGAGAAAAGUUGUUCAUCAUUGGCUCCAGUUCUCGGCUUAAACUCCUCAAGUUUAACAGAACUGAACAUGAGUGUCAAUAACCUGCAGGAUUCAGGAGUGAAGCUGCUUUCUGAUGGACUGAAGAAUACGAACUGUAAACUAAAGACAUUAACUCUGUUUAGCUGCAGUUUUGGAUAUAAGGGUUUUGCUGCUUUGGCUUCAGCUCUGAGAUCAAACCCAUCACAUCUGAGAGAACUGAAUCUAAGAAGUAAUAAACCAGGAGAUUCAGGAGUGAAGCUGCUCUCUGAUCUACUUAAGGAUCCACACUAUAAACUAGAGAAACUAGAUUUUUAGCCUCAGCUCUACCAGUUACCCAAAGACAGCGGCAAUGGCAGAGGAAUGGCAAGGGGGUGGCCUUAAAUGAUUUUUGCCACCCCAGUUGGCACUCCAACCCUGACCACAAACAAUUUUAAUUAUACAGUGUUUAAUUUGAGGGCCUAUAAAUGCUUGUAUGUGACUGCUGGACAGUCAGAGAGAGCAAUCUCAAAAAUAUUUAAGAAUUUACAUUUCCCUGUAAUGUUUCAGUAUAACUAUAUAAUAGGGCUGGGAAAAAAUAUAGAUUCUCCAAUUUUAAUCAAUCUUUAACAAAAUCGAUAUCUAAAUGUGUGUGUUUUACUUUAAAGUGUCCGAUAGCCCAGGCCAAGCGUAAACAAUGCUCAGGCCAGUUAAGAGAACUCUUAACCUCUCAGUCCUGAAAGUUUGUGAUUUUAAUAUUUACACAAAGGUGAUGCGAAACAGAUAUAAUAUAGCUAUAUGACAGUGUAUAUUAGUACUGCCAAGGACUAUGUGAAAUAGUUUACAAUAUUUUUAUUGUCCUAACUGUAUUCUGGAAUUGUCAGAUAUGAGAAAAAUAUAUUGUCUUAGUUUUAUAUAGGUCGAUAUAUUCUGAAUUAAGAUUAUUUUUGCAUUUAUUUGUAGGUUGAAAUAAUAGUGUCACUGAAAGAUAAGAUUUUAUAUAUUUUUGAUAAUAAUUUGAUAAAAGUUAAAGAUUUUAAUUUUCCACAAACUUUGUGAUUACAGUUCAAAGGUAUUAAUAUUAAUUUUACUCUUUAUAGCUUCCCUCCGGUAUAUAUAUUGAUACGUAUUUUCUGAAAUGUUAUUAGGGUCCAAGCACCAUAAGGUGGGAAGCCCAUUUGUUUUCUUUCAGAUUAAUUCCUUUUUAUGGCACUUUUGGGUAUUUUGAGGCUUUUAACAUCCUCAAAAACUCUGAUAUUUGGUACAACACCAGAGUCAUCGGCCAUUAGGCCGGGACAAAGGCUGACAUACAGGUGUGGCAGAAGCUCUCUCUAGCGCCCUCUAUAUAAUGCACAAAAAACUGUACAGAUUUUGCAUACAUGUAGGCACAUGAAAGAAACUUGGUAGUAUAGAAACGCGGUACGUGUAUACAAACUUGGUAAAUGUAUAGUUCUCAUCAACCCGAACAAAUUUUGCAGGGACAUCCAUAAGCUACGCCCAACAGGAAGUCGGACAUUUUACUUUUUUUUAAGUGCAUACCGUGAACUUUUAAAUACUCCUCCUAAGGGAUUUGACAGCAAACUUAGUGAACAUGAUGCCAAGACAUCGAAGCUAAAUUGUGAAUGGAUUUUUGAUAUCUUAAACACUCUUGCCAUCUAUUUUUAAAUCUGCCCUGAAAACGUAGUUUUUUCCUUGGGCAUUUGAUUCUUACUGUUAAUUAAAUUUAUAUCUUCAUUUUAAUUUGUUUUAUAUAUUUUAUUUCUUUUCUUCUAACCUUGUAAAGCACUUUGGUCAAUUUCCAAUGUUUUUGAAUGUGCUAUACAAAUAUAUUUGUAUUGUAUUGUAUUUUAAGUCACAAAAUGUAAUGACAAUAGAGUCUGCAUUAAUCUGCCUUCAUGCGUUUAUUACACAAGAAGGUUUCAGAUACCACAGUGUCAUGAGUUUAGUUCAAUUCAGAUUUUUUUACACGUUUGUUGAUAUUUUAAUUGCAGCAAUAUUUUGUAAUUUGUUAAUAUUUGCCUGUUUGGCACAAAGUUUGCGUGUUUUAUCGCAGAGACAAAGCAUUCAUUAAUCUGCUCCAUGUGAUGUUAAACAUGUAAAGUAAUGCUCUGUUCAUUUGUUAUCUUCACAAAUAA